AUGGCCGAUUUGCAAGCCACUGCCAUAGUGAUGGGUAAGAGGUUUGGAGGAGGAGGGUGUUGGAGUGCUGACGCAAUUGAAGAGAACGAUGAAGAUUUGGCAAAAGACACUUUCAUGACAUGCUCGCCAAUUGGAUGUCCGUGGAGUUUUACCAAACUAUUGACCGACUCUUCAAGGCUGGACAUCUCAAUCAAAGCCAUCCUGGCGUCUUUGCUAUAUGGAGUAAAAUUUGAAUUUUUGGGAGGGUGUUUGGCCUUGUGGCCUGCCAUUGUCGGUCGUUUUUGGCUUGCCUUCUCUUCUUUUAAUUCCAAUGGAGGUUGGGGUAGACGUUAA
This is a messenger RNA of Cavenderia fasciculata, 333 nucleotides long. RefSeq lists its product as uncharacterized. The coding region runs from base 1 to 333 and encodes 110 amino acids. The record is from RefSeq and is a predicted model, not a curated record. The transcript has 3 exons. NCBI's taxonomy places the organism in Eukaryota, Evosea, Eumycetozoa, Acytosteliales, Cavenderiaceae.